AUGCCUUUUAGGCCAUUUUUCCCGUUCAAUCAGGACCAUCCGGCCUUUCCUGCUGAAUUGCGCACCCAUCAGAAAAACUUCUCAUCAAGGAAUACGGCAAGAGGGGCUACACCUAUUCUCCAAGAUGAUCGGAUGGAUCAUAGCUUUAUCUUCGAAAAAGGAUGCCGCGAAGCUUUUUCUGGAUUUUUCCGUCACAGAUCAAAGGACUUUUGUCUUGUCGAAAAUAUGAACCCUAAGCUCCUCAAGGAGUUGUUUUUCGAGAUCAAACAUAGUUCUCAUCCUUCGGAACAUGCAGAUAUCACAGCUGCAAUACGAGGCAUUCGCGAUUCGACCAAGUUCUUCUUCGUCAGCUGCGACUAUCACGACCCAGAGCAUAUUAUUGUUCGCACGUAUGCUAAGUUUAGGAACUUCGAUUGGAAUAACCAGUCACAGAUUGAUAAUCUCAAUCUCUUUCGGAUGGCAGCUAUUGCGGAGGGUUGUGGCGUCUUUGCUUUUUCUGAAGGCGGCAAAAACCUCCCUCCCUUUAAGUGGAAAUCGACGAUUGAGGUAACACCUGAAGAGCAAAGUUCAAAGAAGCUAAAGGUGUCUACUAUUGUAGAGUCUUCAACUAAUGACAUGCAAAGUGAUACCCGCGUCUCAAACAGCUCUGAGGCACAAAGUCAUGUUAUAGCUUCCAUACCUGUGUCUGUGGCAGCGCAAAAUUCGCAAGCACAUCCGUCGGCACCAAAGUUCCAGUUUCGACCAACUGUACCGCCAUUUCAACCAGCUACUUCCAUGUUUCGGGUCAAUGACAGGCAGUCCCAGUUUUAUGCCGGACCACUUGAAAGGGACCGAGUUCGGGGAGCACAGCGCGUUGGGCAAGGGCUGCAGAGUCUUAUACACCCCGGAGGACAUGUGCCGCAACCACCCGUUCAAUCAGAUCGCAGUCAUGAAACAUCACAUCAGUCUAACCAACGGCAGGAGAAUAUGACCCGAUCUCAAAAACAGGCAUUUGGGAUGCGAAAAUUGGCUAUGCAUCACGGAAAUGAUACUUUCCAUGCUCAAGGGCUCGGAAAGUCAACACAACAGACACAACAAACUUACGGACAUAUGCCCCAAUAUACAACAACACAAAACUACACUCCACCACAGGACCAAAGAUACAAUUUGCAGCAGCAGCAUUAUCAGCAAGGCUUCAACCAGUCUCAUGCCCAAAGUGAUGUGAUGAAUCAGCGGUAUAACCAGAAAAGCCCAUUACAAUUCAAAAAUCAAGUCUGUGGAAUGUAUCAACAAUAUGGUCAAGGACAACAAAACUUUGAACAGCAUCAACUUCAUGGGCCUUACGCACCUCGCCAACAUGUUCAACGAGAUAACAAUGACUUCCAGAAUCUUGUGAGCCCUCAGCAAAAUGCCCAACAAAACUCUUCCAAUCUCCAGGCCGAAAGAUACUGGAGACCCCAGCAAGCACGGCAAGUUCAAUAUCAGUUUGAGAACCUAACCGCUGCAGACUUUCAACAGUAUGAACAAGACAGUGAUAAUAGCCAAGAUUAA
Botrytis sinoallii is the source of this 1530-nucleotide messenger RNA. RefSeq lists its product as uncharacterized. The coding region runs from base 1 to 1530 and encodes 509 amino acids. The record is from RefSeq and is a predicted model, not a curated record. NCBI's taxonomy places the organism in Eukaryota, Fungi, Ascomycota, Leotiomycetes, Helotiales, Sclerotiniaceae. The transcript has 3 exons.